This is a messenger RNA of Lathyrus oleraceus (garden pea), 937 nucleotides long. RefSeq names its product 2-hydroxy-palmitic acid dioxygenase mpo1. Gene Ontology annotation, cellular component: endoplasmic reticulum. The coding region runs from base 175 to 768 and encodes 197 amino acids. Gene Ontology annotation, biological process: sphingoid catabolic process. Lineage: Eukaryota; Viridiplantae; Streptophyta; Magnoliopsida; Fabales; Fabaceae. The record is from RefSeq and is a predicted model, not a curated record. The transcript has 4 exons.
ACUAAAGAUGAAAUCCCAUAUUUAAUCAUAAUUUUGUUCAAACCCGUGUGCGAAAAACCCUUAUCUUGAGAAAACCGAACCAACAAGUUCUGAUACGCAACCCAACGAAACACUACAUAAAUCACUUUGAAUAAAUCAAAUUCAGAAUAAGCAUUUUUUCCAUAACAAGAAAAAAUGGGGUUGUUAGAUCUGGAAAAGCACUUUGCUUUCUAUGGCUCUUAUCACAGCAACCCAAUUAACAUCAUAAUUCACAUAUUAUUUGUUUGGCCUAUCGUCUUCACCUCUCUUAUUCUUCUUUACUUCACCCCUCCCCUUUUUUCUCCUUCCCAAACACUCCUUAACUUUAUUCCCCAUGUCUUGAUUUUCAACAUCGGUUUCUUCCUUACCGUUUUCUAUGCUCUCUUCUACGUUGCCUUGGAUGUUAAAGCUGGUUCCUUUGUUGCUGUUCUUACUUUUCUUUGCUGGGUUUCUUCGAGUUUCGUCGCUAAUUCCUUGGGCUUCGAACUCGCUUGGAAGGUUGGCUUGGCUGGUCAAUUGUUUUGUUGGACGGGACAGUUUAUUGGCCACGGUGUAUUUGAGAAACGUGCACCAGCCCUAUUGGACAACCUUGCUCAAGCUUUUCUAAUGGCUCCUUUCUUUGUAGUUCUUGAGAUUCUCCAAACGACUAUUGGAUAUGAACCAUAUCCUGGAUUUGAGACAAAGGUGAAAGCAAGGGUAGAUGCUAAUAUCAAAGAAUGGAAGGACAAGCAGCAAAAGAAAGUUUCUUAACUUGAAAAAUUUGUUUGCAGAUGUUGUUGUGAUAGAUAUUUCUGUCAUAAGAAAUAAAAAUUUACAGAAGGUUAGAUAAGAUUAAUGUUGUUUAUGUGUUUUGGGAUAGUGUUGGAAAUUGUUUGGAGUAUAUAUUUUGGAAUGAAAUUAUCAAUUUGUUGUAGUAUUA